This is a messenger RNA of Platichthys flesus (European flounder), 1193 nucleotides long. RefSeq names its product phospholipase A and acyltransferase 4-like. The transcript has 3 exons. Lineage: Eukaryota; Metazoa; Chordata; Actinopteri; Pleuronectiformes; Pleuronectidae. Gene Ontology annotation, molecular function: A2-type glycerophospholipase activity; glycerophospholipid phospholipase A1 activity. Gene Ontology annotation, biological process: N-acylphosphatidylethanolamine metabolic process. The record is from RefSeq and is a predicted model, not a curated record. Bases 121 to 537 code for a protein of 138 amino acids. Gene Ontology annotation, cellular component: cytoplasm.
GGGAUGGAAGCCUCAUGCUGGACCACAGCCUUUAACAUGUCCCGAUGUACGCUUCUGACUUUAUGCAGGCAGGUUAUACAGGUUCUUUAACUAGAGUAUAUUCCAGUGUUCACACAAAGGAUGCGUCAGGAACUGAUAGACGAAGAGCUGAAGACAUGGAAGCAAGCGUUUAAAGGAAAACCAGGAGACCUGAUCCAGAUCAACCGUGGGCCCUAUAAGCACUGGGCCGUCUGCAUCGGAGAGAAUGAAGUGGUUCAUUUCGGUACAGACAGUGGUCAGUCAUCUGGCUCGUUGACAAAUUCAGGCACCGGAAUGGUGAAGCGUGAGAAGCUCACCAAUGUAGUCGGCAAUGACGAUCACCAGGUCAAGAAUCUACUGGAUAACAAGUACAAGGCUCGUGAUCCUUCCAUCAUAGUGAAGGAGGCCUGUGAGAGGGUGGGCCGCGUGUUAAAGUACGACCUUGUCAAUAACAACUGUGAGCACUUUGCUACUGACCUGCGAUACGGGGUGGCAGAGUCUCGUCAGGUGUGUAUCUGACUGUUGUGUUUGUUAACCUUGUUAACUCUUCCACAGCAGAAUUAGUGUGUAGAUGUUGUGUUUGUUAAAAGGCGAUUGACAGAAGACGAGUCUUCCUUUCUGUUUUCUCCACAAAGUGAGUCAUGGUCUUGAACGCUCCACUAACUGAGAAGCUCUCUCUACAACUCUGAUAUGACUCAAAAGAAUCAAAGAGACAGGAUUCCUAAUAGAUAUCUGAAGUGCAUGAAGUGGAGAUACUGAUAUUGGGGAAAUAAAACAUUUCUGAUACUAAAACAUCAGCUAAUAUAUAUUCAUAUGGUGUCGUUAUCAAACCCUUAUUAAAUAAAAUGUAAAUGAGGCUUGAUAUUAUACUGUUUAAUUGUAAACUCUACUCUAAAUGUGUGGAAAAGAAUAAAAUGACCCUUGAGAGGAAUUUAAAUAUUCUGACUAAUGCAGAGGAAAUACUGUGUCACGACUUGAGGAAAGGAGAUGGACCCAGUAGCAGAGGUAUAUAACAAAAGGUGUAUUUAAUACAAAAAGAGACUUUAACUUAACAAAACGCAAAACAAACACUAAAGGAAUUGAAACACUGAAAAGACAUGAACUAGAACAAGAAGACAAAAACACAAGGAAGCUAGAAUCAGGAAAAACAGCAACAUGGAACAAGGCUUGACAAC